UAUAUCGCAUUUGCGAUAAUAUCGUGAUAUGAUCAAGUGCAAUUUUCUAACCGCAAAGGCUGCGAUUAUACUCUGUUUACGUGACAUGCGCGAGUAAAACAUGUGAUAUGAUCAAACGAGAUUGUCUAACCACAGAGGCUGCACUCUGGUCACGUGACACGGGGAGCAAAGUUUUGAAACAGUCUACCGAGAGUGAACUAGCAAGCAAAGCUGUAGCCUACACAAUGGCCUCAGGUUCAACAGAACCAGAGCCUGCGGGGAUGCUAGUACCAAAGAGGAACUGCACAUCAGCCGUGUGGGAAUAUUUUGGGUUUAAAAGAGAUGAUGUCGCACAGAGUCAGGUACUGUGUAAAACCUGUCUUGGUAGAGUUUCUACAUCUUGGGGAAACACUACGAAUUUGUACCAGCACCUUAAGACUCAGCACAAAACAGAGUAUGAUAGAUGUAUGGCUAAAAAAAUCUAGUAGUGUGCAGAAUAAACCUAGUAACAUUACUCGGCAAGGAUCACUGACCGAACUGUUUGAAGGUGUUACGCCAUAUGAACGCACUUCAAAACGGCACGUGGAAAUCACCAAAGCAGUAACCCACUGCAUCGCGAAAGACAUGAUGCCCGUCAAUACGGUGACCAAGCCUGGGUUCAAUAAUUUGGUAACUACACUGGAUAAGAGGUACAGAAUGCCCUCCCGCACGUAUUUCAGUCAGACUGCAAUACCCGAGCUACAUAUGCAAUGUAGGCGGAGGGUUGCAGCGGAGUUAAAGGCUGUUGAGUUUUUUGCGGCGACAACAGACAUGUGGUCAAGCCGUACAGCAGAGCCCUAUCAAAAUCUGACGGUGCAUUACAUUACCGAAGACCUCCACCUCGAAGCUCGCAGCCUACAAACGGCCUACUUCCCCGAAGACCACACAGGGGAAAACACUGCUGCUGGCCUGAGAGAGGGGCUUGCGUGUUGGGAUCUCCCUGAAGACAACCUUGUCUGCAUAACGACGGACAACGCGUCAAAUAUGGUGAAAGCAGCACAGCUGAACGAAUGGACCAGGCUCCAGUGUUUCGGACACAGAUUACAUCUUGCUAUUGAAAAUGCAAUCAAAGAUGGUAGAGUAUCAAGAGCAAUUGGGCUGUGCAAGAAGUUGGUGGGGCACUUCUCGCACAGUUGGAAGAAAAAGGCAGCACUCACUGAGGCACAGAAGGAGCUUAAGCUUCCUGAGCACUCUCUCAUUACUGAGUGCCCUACAAGAUGGGGGUCCAAAGAGAAAAUGAUUGCCAGAGUGCUGGAACAGAUGAAAGCCAUAUCGCAGGUAUUAACAGGUGACCGACAUGCACGCUCCCUCAUCCCAACCUGGCAGGAUGCUGAAGAGUUGGAGUCCAUUCAUAAGGCACUGCAUCCUCUCUCCGAAUUUACUGAUGCUCUUUCUGGAGAAGAGUAUGUGAGCAUCUCCUACCUCAAGCCAGUUCUCCAUCUUCUGGCAACAUCAGUCUUGGCUGAAGAUGCUGAGGACACUGAUCUGACUAGAUCAAUUAAAACCAAGGUCCUGGCAUACCUCAACGACAAGUAUAGUGACCUCAACACCCAGGAGCUUUUGGAUGUUGCAUCGUUCAUGGACCCUAGGUUCAAAACGCAAUACAUCAGCGCAGACAACCUUCCUGCCAUUAAGGCCCGACUGAAGACAGAAAUGGUGGAAUCGGCUAGACGUACACAUAAUCAGGAGAAGAGGUCUCGCACUGAAACUGCUCAAAAUUCUCCAAGUGCACAGGCCUCUGGGGCAGGGCUCUAG
This is a messenger RNA of Oreochromis niloticus (Nile tilapia), 1773 nucleotides long. Its product is annotated as zinc finger BED domain-containing protein 1-like. Lineage: Eukaryota; Metazoa; Chordata; Actinopteri; Cichliformes; Cichlidae. The record is from RefSeq and is a predicted model, not a curated record. The coding region runs from base 322 to 1773 and encodes 483 amino acids. The transcript has 3 exons.